Molecule: messenger RNA, 1171 nt
Organism: Mercenaria mercenaria
Lineage: Eukaryota; Metazoa; Mollusca; Bivalvia; Venerida; Veneridae
Product: probable 28S ribosomal protein S26, mitochondrial
Exons: 4
Coding region: 124-765 (213 amino acids)
Cellular component (GO): mitochondrial small ribosomal subunit
Source: RefSeq, a predicted model, not a curated record
UUCAUAUCAAGAUAGGCACGACUUACAAGAUGGACGCAAAUGUCAAUUGCUGAAAGUCAAAGUUAAAAUUGAAACAUUUUUUAACGACAGACUUUUAUUUUUUCACCAGUAUAUGCAUAUUUUAUGAUGUCUUGUUUAAAUACAUCAGUUAGUUGUACUUGUAACCUUUUCAGACAUUCAAAUAAAAUUGUGAAUUACAAUUUAACAUUUGUAAGGUUUAGAAAACCAAGAUGGGUACCAAAAGCACCCAGCAAAAUUUUCAAGGUCAGAGAACCGACACCUAUCGACCCAGUCGAAGCUGAGAAAAUGAUGGAAUGGAACAAUCAUUACAAUACUGCACGGAAAUCGGUUCAGAGUUAUCUGGUUAGACACAGCAAUGAGAUUGAAAGAAAGAAGCAAGGAAAUAUUGAUGAAAUCACACUUUCAUUUGAUCAGAUAUAUGCUCAGAUGACUGCUAAAAAUAAUGCCUGGAAUGCAAAAACAGCAAAAAUAAGAGAGAGGGAAAUGGCUAGUAUAUCUGAAGUUGAAGCCAUCCGUAAACAGAAGUUAGCAGAGCGAGAUAUACGAGAACUAGAGGAGAUACGGCAGGAAGCAAAAAAGAAAGUUUUGGAAGCAAAGGAUUGGAAAGAAAAUUUUAUUACUGAGGAGAAUCUAGAUGAUGCUUUGGAAGAAAUGCUUAAUUCUCGUUCAGAUUAUGAAUUCGCUCUAAAUCAUGACGGCACAACGACUGGUCAGACUGAUACAGAAGAACACAAUAAAACAUGACAAGGUGGCAUGUAGACUGUUGUAGAAUUUUAGAUAAUUUUAUUUUCCGGAAUUACUACAUAGACUGCUUUGAAGGAAGUUGCCUGGAAAGAAAUUGUUCAUUGUUUGAACAAAACAUGUGAUAUGAAUCUUGGAAAGUUUUACACAGAAUAUAAGCACGUGUUAAAUGGGUUUAAACUUACUACAGACUUAGUGGUAAUCAGUGUUUGCUUAAAUUUUUACAGUAAUUUGUUUUGGUAUAGACACUUCGAUGGUAUUAUAUCCAGGUGUGUUUUUGAAACCCUGGUCUAAAAAUAUUAAAACAAGCAUGAAAUAUCUUUUCUGCAAAUGGAGACCAAUUGUUCCAAGAACAUUUGUUGAAAAAGGUUAUAUUCAAAAUACAUCAGUAAAGUAAUGAAACAAAAAA